CUUCCUAAAGUUCCUUCUUCUGACUAUUGCUUUUUCCACAGCGAUAAGGAAACAGUUAGUGUGGGUACUCAACUAAUUGUCAUAGGGAGAGAAAUAGAUGGAAUUGUGGUGUUUCGCUAUGAGCUAGAGAAUCAUAAGUGGUUCAAAGGUCCUUCAAUGAUCACACCGAGGGCCAUGUACGGUUCUGCGAGCCAUGGUAAAACCGCAUUUUUUGCAGGAGGCAUUAAAAUGGAUGAAAAUGGGAACCCUGUUGUUGUGCAAAAUGUAGAAAAGUAUAAUGCUGAUACAAAAACGUGGACUAUGAUUAAUGGAAUGCAUAAAGCAAGGAAGUUCAGCUCAGGAUGUUUCUUGCGUGGAAAAUUUUACGUCCUCGGUGGCCGAGAUGAUAAUGAUAAACACCUCACUUGUGGAGAAAGUUAUGAUGAGACGACAAAUUCUUGGGAGUUGAUACCUGACAUGCUAAAAGACAUGACAGUCAUUGCGGAUUCCCAAUCUCCGCCCCUUAUUGCUGUGGUUGAUGACAAUCUAUACAUGUUAGAAACAUCUUUGAACGAGCUACGGGUAUAUGAUAUAAACACAAAUAUUUGGAAGAAACUUGGUGUUGUCCCUGUGAGCGCAAACGCUGCCUUCGGUUGGGGGAUUGCGUUUAAAUCGAUGGGUGACAGACUUCUGGUGAUUGGAACUUCUCACUCAUGGCAUAGGAAGACAGUAGUUCACUCGUGCCGUCCUUCUCCAGACGUGGAAGAGCAGCACUGGGAAGAAAUAAAACAUUGGUGUGUUGGUGCUGAGCUCCCACAGUUUAUUCAUAACUUUUGUGUGAUGUUUGCCUAA
Messenger RNA from Brassica oleracea var. oleracea, 831 nucleotides. RefSeq names its product F-box/kelch-repeat protein At3g27150-like. The record is from RefSeq and is a predicted model, not a curated record. The transcript has a single exon. The annotation marks the transcript as partial. Gene Ontology annotation, molecular function: protein binding. NCBI's taxonomy places the organism in Eukaryota, Viridiplantae, Streptophyta, Magnoliopsida, Brassicales, Brassicaceae. Gene Ontology annotation, cellular component: cytosol.